UACCGUUGCAUACAUGAACUUUUGUAAACAGUCGGCGCAAGAGAGUAUCCAGGAACGGAUCGCCCAGCGAUACAAGCAACCUUCCAACGAGAAGAGUUCUAAAAGUGACAAUUCGACAAUUUUGAUCGACAAGUUACAAGGACAAUUUUUCGUUUGUGACACAUUUCGUGCAGUUUUUCGGAGAACAUGGAGACCAAGAUGGAGCCGUUGACACCGCCUCACACGCCACCCUCGUUGGACAGAUCGAUGCAUCAACAGCAGCAACUGCAGAUCACGUCGCCCAGGUGGAUUAGAAGUCAACAAUUAGCGGGAAGAUACGCCCAGCAACAACCGACCGGACAAAAUGUCGGCUACCAGGCAGCGUUUCUUGAUAAUUGGAUUAGAGGAGCCGCGUUGCUCGCCGUCAGAGGUUGCUGUCCCCAGACGUCGUCGCCGCAUCCCUAUCACCAUCAAGGCCAUCAGGGACUGCACCCAGCGCUUCCGGUCCCGCCUCCGGCCUCCUUUCUCACGAGAAGACUGCCCGGUCAGAGACCGAAGAAGCAGUUCAUAUGCAAGUUCUGCAAUAGACAGUUCACUAAGAGUUACAAUCUGCUGAUUCACGAGAGAACGCACACCGACGAGAGGCCGUAUUCCUGUGACAUCUGUGGAAAGGCGUUUCGCAGGCAGGAUCAUCUUCGAGAUCACCGCUACAUUCACAGCAAGGAAAAGCCGUUCAAAUGUAGCGAGUGCGGGAAAGGAUUCUGCCAGAGCAGGACUCUGGCGGUUCACAAGAUCCUCCACAUGGAGGAAUCGCCUCACAAGUGUCCCGUUUGCGCCAGAAGCUUCAACCAGAGGAGCAACCUGAAGACUCAUCUUCUCACGCACACAGAUGUGCCGCAAGAUCUAAGGAUCGAGGCACCGGUGACAUCAGAACCCAGAAUCAACGCUUCUGCGACCGUCAGGCAGAUGGCGGAGAGGGUGAGUGGCCUGAUCCCGAUUCAAAGGACCACCACCGCCGCCCCUAAGCUUGGCUUCAGUAUAGAAGACAUUAUGAGACGUUAA
This is a messenger RNA of Habropoda laboriosa, 1041 nucleotides long. RefSeq names its product protein odd-skipped (gene odd). The transcript has 2 exons. Gene Ontology annotation, molecular function: DNA-binding transcription factor activity, RNA polymerase II-specific; RNA polymerase II transcription regulatory region sequence-specific DNA binding. Gene Ontology annotation, cellular component: nucleus. The coding region runs from base 187 to 1041 and encodes 284 amino acids. Gene Ontology annotation, biological process: embryonic pattern specification; embryo development; regulation of transcription by RNA polymerase II. The record is from RefSeq and is a predicted model, not a curated record. Lineage: Eukaryota; Metazoa; Arthropoda; Insecta; Hymenoptera; Apidae.